This is a messenger RNA of Dracunculus medinensis (Guinea worm), 1341 nucleotides long. The record is from the annotation of a GenBank genome assembly. Lineage: Eukaryota; Metazoa; Nematoda; Chromadorea; Rhabditida; Dracunculidae.
AUGGCUCAGAACGUAAUGGUACCCCAAAUGAUUUCAACAAGAUUAUUGAGAAUUUUCAUCAACGACCUCGACGAUAAUUUGCCGGUGUUCCAGAAAGCUAACGAAUCAAUUCCACGUGUAUUUGUCAUCGAUCACGACGAAUCAGAUAGUGGAAAAGUGUUUGUUGGUCAGAUUCGAGCAUUUGACCGUGAUGCUACCCCAUUUAAUCAUAUUUACUAUUAUUUAAUUCCUUCAUGUUCAAAUGAGAAUGGAAAAUUUGCAAUAGACAAGUUUUCUGGAGUAAUAUCAGUGAACGAUGUUGCCAGUCUAACCAAAAAGGAACAUUGGCUAUGCGCACUUGCAACUUCUUACAACGUGAAUGAUGUUUUCAAUAUCGAAUUUGAUCGAAGGAAUAUAAGUAUGAUUUCAUUAGUUGUCGAAAUUAGAUCACGAAACAAGUCAGCUUAUUAUCCGGAUUAUAGAUUUAUCAACAAUAGCAUCAUUAUUUUUGGAUAUGAAGAAAAUUCAGUGCCUUUGUCAUUUGGUUCUUUUAGUUCUAAUAAUUCGGUGAAAUAUCAUUUAGACUCGAUCAGAGAAUUUAGUUCGGAAUCCGCUCCAUUAUCCACGAUUCCUGCCAGUUUUCAUUUCGCCGUUGACAGAAAUACUGGUGAUGUUCGCAUCGACCCAUCGCUUUUUGAUGGUCAAGAAGGAAUUUAUCUCUUAAAAAUUGCGAUUUAUCACGAAAAUACACCUUUCAACUCAUCGCAGAAUUAUCUUUUUACGAAGAUUCACAAUGUGAAGAAAUCCUCUAUGUUGAAUUUCAUAUUCAAUCAAGAAGCCGACAUUCUUGGUCUAAAUAUCGGCGAUUUUCAGCAACAGCUCAUGAAUACUUUAGAAAUGGAUCCAAAUUCCGCUAAUAUAACUUUUUUUUUUUCAUCUCCUCGUCUUUACGCUUCAUCAAGCAAAAAUCGAUCAUCAGUUUGUUUUCAUUCUGUAAGAAACGAUGAAAUUCUAAGCCAAGAGAGCAUUAUAUCUAUUUUAUCAUCAACGUUGAAUAAUGAAAGCAUGUUGUCGAGGUUAUAUCAGGCCUUUAAAGUAACAAAUAUCGAGUCUUGUUCAAUGGAGGUUGAGUCUGCGCAAGCAGAUUUCAGUUCCUCACGAACAUCAUUGCUCUGGUCAGGAUUUUCUUUAAUCGGUACGUUGUGCCUAAUAUCAUUCUGCGCUUAUAGUUGCUUCGUUAUGCGGUAUAAGACUUAUCUAAACGAGAAAGCAGCUAACGUAUUUGGAACGAAAACCCGAUUUGAUGGCAAAUUGGCGCUUGGAAAUCGCGGACAUAUUCAAUUCAAUGCAGAAAAUUUCUAA